Messenger RNA from Mytilus trossulus (common blue mussel), 6180 nucleotides. Its product is annotated as RNA binding protein fox-1 homolog 2-like. Gene Ontology annotation, molecular function: mRNA binding. Gene Ontology annotation, biological process: regulation of alternative mRNA splicing, via spliceosome; nervous system development. The transcript has 12 exons. The record is from RefSeq and is a predicted model, not a curated record. Gene Ontology annotation, cellular component: nucleus; cytoplasm. Lineage: Eukaryota; Metazoa; Mollusca; Bivalvia; Mytilida; Mytilidae. The coding region runs from base 235 to 1701 and encodes 488 amino acids.
AUGACAUCCGGGUUUUUAUUCAAAUGCAGCAGCUGAUCGCCGAAAAGAACAGACUACUCGACCAUUGUCAACGUUAAAUUUGCGCUUUAGAAAAUACUAUGAAACAUUGUUGAACAUUUAAAUGUAACAUAAAUUAUUUUAUUGGUAGGUGACCCGAGGAGAGAUACAGUACAUUAUCGUGAGCUUUGAAGCGUGAUUAAAUUUGAUAAGCAAACAUUUUCAUUUGUAUUGAAAAUGGCGGAAGUAGCCACACAAAUUUCUGAAACUGGACUUUUGAUUGCAAAUGAUAAACCCGUAAAAAUGUACAUCACAGAUUAUAAUUGUAAAUUAAACAACAUCGCACAACCAUCAUUUAUUAAUGGAUGUCAAUUGAAAAGAGAAGACAACAAAGAAAACGAAGGAAAUCGUGAGCACAUGGUGCAGGGUCAAAUGCCACCAACAUACCAGUUUGCUGCUCAACCAGGGCUUACACAAGUAAGCCUUGCCCAAGCUGGUUUAACACAAGCCGGACUAACACAAGCUGGCCUAACACAAGCAGGUUUAACACAAGCAGGCCUAACCCAAGCUGGCCUACACGUAGCUCAAGCCGGACUUACCCAAGCUGGACUUGCCCAAGCCAGUCUUGCCCAGGCAGGUUUAACCCAACCUGGCCUGACAGAAGCAGGUUUACAGGAUUAUCAACAAGUAGUCGUUAGUCAGGGUACCAUGCCAGUGGCCUCAUCUGAAGGCACAUCACCUUUAAAAACAGAACAAUCAACAUUUACCACGACUGCCGUCACUCCCAAUGGUGGGAUUGAACAGCAGACGGUAAGAGCCAGGUCGAUAAAUGGUCAGCCGUUGAAUAUAUUGAUGCCAACAUCUCACUAUGAAGAAAUGCAGCUUGGAAUUGGACAGCAGCAAACAGAUUUAGAAAGUGGAGAAGCUUUAUCGCCAGAUUCUGCCAACCAAUCAACAUCUUCAGCCUCACAGGGGAACGGCUCGGGACCGAAACGUCUCCAUGUGUCAAAUAUCCCAUUUAGAUUUAGAGAAGCAGAUUUAAAAAGUUUAUUAGGGCAGUUUGGAAAAAUUAUAGACGUGGAAAUCAUUUUUAACGAGAGGGGCUCGAAGGGAUUUGGUUUUGUAACUUUCGAAAGUAGCGCAGAAGCAGACAGAGCACGAGAGAAAAUGAACGGCACUGUGGUUGAGGGACGAAAGAUUGAGGUUAACAAUGCCACUGCCCGAGUCUUGACCAAAAAAUCAGUUGCUGCACCCACUAUCCCAAAUGCUGCUGCACUCCGAGGAGUAGCAUUAACGAGAGGGAGGGCUGCAGCAGCAGCAAUAGCCAAUCGAGGGGUUUAUAGUGCUGCGGCACUAGCUGCUGCUGCUGCUGUGCGGCCACAACAGUUAGCACAGGCUGCCACAGCAUUACCUUUUCCUGGUGGACUGAUUCAAGAUCCAUAUUUGGCAGCCACAUACGCACAAGCAGCUGAACGAGGGUACCAGAUAAUAACUACACAGCCCUACCCAAUGGGAGCAAGAAUAGCUAUCCCACAAAUGGCAACAGCUCAAAUGUUAGGAGGAAACACAUAUACUGCAGCCUCAAUACCUGGAUUGACAGGGAGAGAAUAUGCAGAUCCAUAUUUAGGACACAGUAUUGGACCAGUAGCAGGUUAUGGGGCAACAGUGUAUCGAGGAGCAUACCAGCGAUUUGCUCCCUACUGAUAAGGCUCGUCAUAUGAAGAGGAUAUUCUGUGGUGAUUUUUACAGUAUUGUUAAUGGACAGCCAUUAUACAGAGAAGUGCAAUGCUAAUAUUUCAGUGCUGAAUUGGUGCUUUCUGCAAUUGUUUAACUUAUUUAUUGAAGAAACUUAAAGCACUGUUGAGAUUCUCAUAUGCUGCCAAUGUUAUAUUUCACCUUCCAUUUUGUAUUUGUGAUUCUGUGUAGAUUUCAGGCUCUGUGGAGAAAAUGAGAUAAGAUUAACAGCUACUAGUAAAAUCUGAUCUAUUGAUAAGGAUCUGCAAAAUGGAGACACUACGCAAUUUGAUGUUUCACUAAAACUACGCAGCUUUUGAACUAUUUGUUUUUUAAAAAGCAGAAAUUUAUACUUGUUAUGUUUUGGUACCUUUUAGGUUAAAGUUUCAAAUUCAAAAUUGGGCUCCAAAAAGGGAUUUGUGAAACUUAAAUAAUGUUUUCCCAAUAUUUACAUAGAAUCACAAAAUAUACCCAUGCCACAGAAUUAAUAUUUGAGUCAUAAUGACACUGUAUAAAAAUACUCAUGUGGUGAGCUUUAUUUUGAUCAAAUGUCUAGUCAAUUGUCACACUUGUUACCUCAUCCAUGAAUUAUAUUGAUGUGUUUCAAUUCUCAGUAACUUCACAAAACUGCCUGUAUCCUUUGAUUCUAGUCUACACCCAUUGAUAAAACAUAAGGGCAGUGAUGAUUCAUAAAGUCACAAGUUUUAUCACUGUUGAUACAUUUGGACAUUAUCCAUAUUGUAAGAACACAUUUUUUUCUCCAUCAAAAUUGCUUACUUUUCAUUUUUAUUAUAAGUUGAUUAGAUCAAUUAAGUGUACUGCAUAUUGAGUAGCUUUGCUGUCAUAUCCUUACGCUUAAUGAAUUUACUGAGAAUUGAAAUGAUUGGCAGCUGACAGAAGAGCUAGCCAUAUUUUAAGACUUUUGUCACAAGGUAUCAAAUGAAAAAGAUUUGUCUUCCAUCAUGGUGUUGUUCAGGUCGAAUGAUGGUUACAAUAAUACAUUGAUAAUUAGUCACCUAGUCUUUGUCAGCAUACUGUGAAAUCUGUGAUGUGUUUUAUAUUUGACUUCCAAGCUAGAAAAUUUUUAAAACCUAAAAAUCAAUUUGGAAUUUUUGCUACAGAAAUUAUUGGAUAUGGAGUUAAUAUGAUUUAAACAAUUGAAUAUAAGAAAUGAUUUGAUUUUUUUGUUAAUCUUCACAGAAAUAUAGUGUAACUUAUGUUAUAAUUUGAAAAUAUUUAAAUUCAAAAUGCCUUUGAAAAUCAUUUUUUCUGUUAAAAAUACCUAUGUUGGGUUAACUAGCACAUCACAUUUCACACUUUGUAGACAGUUUGUUUUCAAAAGUCACUGGUAGAUUUGAUCUGAUCUAGGUCAUAUAGGUGCUUUAUUUUACCAUAUUUAUUGUGCAAUUUUUUUUUUAUGUUGUUCUAUUUUUCAUUAUAAAUUUUGUUUGUUUAAAUAUACUGUACCUUUACGAAAAGGUAUGUUAUAGUGUUUGCAAUGUGGGUUUGGAAGAAUUCACAAAAUACUGAGGAGUUAGUUAGGAGUCAUACUUCAUUUUGUUGAAAUUAAAUUCAUUAAUUCUUCCAAUGAGAGAAUGAGAUUUUUUCUUUGUGAGACGGUAUGAUGUAUGAAUGUUUUGAGAUGUAUAAUGUAUAAAUGGUUUGUUAAUCUGUGAUGUCUGAGUAUUAUAAAGUGAAAGCUAGUCUCUUUAAUUGUUCAAGUGAUGAAAAAUCAUAUUUAAAAAAUUGUUCACUUUAAAGUUAAUAUUUAACAUGUUAAUGAACUUGCCAAAAUGCUCUUGCCCUUAUAUUAUUGGUUAUUGAUUUUUUUGUGUCAUAGUUCAUGAAUCUCCCCAGGGUUCAGGAAGUGCUACUAAGGGUCCAUAACAGACAGCUACAAUAUUCUGACUUCACAGUUUUAAACAACAUUUAAGAGUUUUACCACAUAUUUAUAUAUGGAGAAAAUGUGGUGAUUUAAUAUAAAAAUUUAGAAUUUAACACAGAAACAACUUUAAUGAUAAAACUUGAGGCAUUUUUUUUAAAUUUUCAAUUCAUACAAUUGUUAGUUUGAAGUCAACACAUUUGUUUGCUCAGACUUCAGUUAAAAAUUCAAAACUUUUUUUAUAGGGAAAAAUAAGACUCAGGGAUGAUGGACUCUUUAUUUAAAAGAAAAGCAUUGCAUUGUCAUAAAAUGAUAUUUAGCAAUUUUUUGUUAUUUUUGGCAUAAUACUAAAGAAAUGUGCAAUACAGUCUAAAUACGCAAUUAUCUUAUUACCUACCAGAUCCUUAUUUAUUUUAUAGGGUUUCCUCUUUUCAAAUACCCAAUUAAUUAUUAUUUAGUAGCAUUCAAGAAUUUACAGAAUAGAUAAUAGAUUUGUUUUAAAACGAAAGCAAUUGUAGUUACUUCCUUUAAAAGCAUUUCUUGUCUUUUUACAGCCUUCCCUCGAUCUGAUAUUAUUUGUUUUUAAAUGCAAUCUCUUGUUUUUUGGGAUGAUUUAUAUUUUACUUGUAUGUACUUCCAGUUUCAUAAUGUUGUUGGAUUUAUUUUUACAUAUGUUGUUUAUAGAGCUACACUUAUCAAGGUCAAUUGACUCUUGGAAGUAUUGUUCAAAUUUUUAUUGAUAAUCAAAAUAUUAUCUGCAAAUGUCAAAAUACAGCAAAAUUUUUAACAUAAUUAAAACUGUUUUUGAGUUGUUCAUUUCCCUUCCCUUACACGCAAUUUAUCCCAAAGACGCAAAAAAAUAUGUAAAUAAACAAACACAUAUGUAGCCACCUCGCAAACAGAUAAGUGCUAGUUAGCAAGCCCUCAAUUCAUUAACUCCACAUUAUAUAUAUAUACUUUGUGUGAAUAUAUGUUGCUUUUUUUCCUAAUUUUUGUCAUGUCCUUUCAUAAUAGUCUAAUAUCCGUUUUGUCUCUUUUUAUUAACUUAAUUGAUGUCUUGUUGUGGCAGCAGCAGACAACUGAUGCUGCUGCCCCCUGUUGUACUUACAGGCAUGUCCAGGGGCAUGAUGGGAAUUGAGCAUGAAUAAAGGAAUGAUUUCAGUGAGAUUUAAUAAGCAUGUUAUUAUGAAUGUAUGAUUGUGCUUCUAUCCCUAUACCUGAGAACUGAUCUUUCUCUGGCAUGAAAUCUUUUUAACUUAACCUUCGCAUAUUUAGACGUGAGAUAGUUAUUCUCUGUAGCUAUGAAAUAACCAGAAUUUAGAUGUAACAUUCCAACACUUUUUUUUCCAUUGUAUGUUUACUUCUUUAUAUUACUUUCUUUAUAGGACAUGUGUUUUUUCUCUCUUGUAUUUGAAAUUCAUUUUGUGUCUUUUUUGUGUAAAUUUAUCAGUUUAUUGUUUAGUUUAUAUAUGUAGUAUUUAUUGAUGAUUGUAUGUAAUAUAAGAAAUUGACUAACUUUUUACACUGUGUUUAAAAAUAACAUUGAAAGUUCAAAAUCUGAUUAAGGGUUUUCCCUCUAAUAGGUCUGGUUUUCUGCUGGUCCUCUGGCUUCCUCCACAAUAUAUGAUAUAGCCAAGGGUACUGCAAGUAGAAAUGGCAUUAAACACCAACAAUGGACCAUCUGUCAGAGAUUAGAUCUGUCUUAUUGAGCUAGAUAAAAUACAACCACAUCUGCCAAUAAAUUGCAAUCAAUAGAAAUAUAUAGGUUCAAGGGGAAAUAACUAGUGAAAAAUUUAACUACGCAUGAUGAGCUGUGAUUAAAUAUUUGAACUUUCAAUAGUAUUUUUUUAUACACAGUGUAACUUAUAUCAAGAGUGUUGAAUUCUUUUUAUCAAGAAAUGGAAGUCACAACCAAGUCAGCAUUAUCUUUAUAGUUGAUAAAUUUCACGGUGAUUUUGAAAUUUAAAAAAAACACUCAUUAAAUAUUUUAAAUGCAAUAAGUUAUAGCUUUUAGUUUACAUGUAUAUGAUAUUUAAUGUAUUAGUUAAUUAGUUAGUUUUCAAAAAAAAUAAUUAAAUGGCUGAUGGAAUUUAAAGAAAAUGACAAUAAAUUGCCUCAAGUGAAAAUAGGAUUUAGGUUUUUCAUGCAUUUUACCAGGUUGGUUGAAUUUUAAAGAAGAUAUAAUUUCCAAAAUUUUUCAAAAUUUUUACUGUUAGCGUUUCUUGAUGAAAUAUAUUGACAAAUCUUGAUAUAAUGAGAGGAGUUGCCUCAGAGCCCUGCAUGAAUGGAAUACAUACAGGAAUAAUAUUGAGGGCAUUUUUUCUUGCAUUUUGUUAAUAUUGAUAUUAUAGUUCACACAAGCUUCAAGUUAAUUGAUCCACACACUUAUAUAUUGUAAUACAGAUAUGAUUUAGAGCUUCUUUCAUGCACUAUGGAUAUUCUGUUUAUGUAUAUACAUAAAUAUAUUUAACCUCUUUGCCACCUUUUGAACAGUUUUUGUGUCUAACAACAUUGUGUGUGACCUUGUUUUUUUCCAGAUGCAAAUAAACUGUCAUUAUGUGUAUUUA